AUGCCUAAGUCUAGUGAUGAUCCUCUCAUAUUCAUUGCAAAUCCUGUUGAAGCAGACAUGCCAGGCCAUUGGGUUCCAUUAAGUAUAAUAAAAGUUAUAUUGGAGAGAAGCACCACAAAGGAUACCCAGUACUCGUUACUUCAAACAAAAUUUAAGAGCUUUACAACGGCUCAACCAUCAUUUACCCCUUCGACAACUCCGUCUUCCACCGUGUCAACAACUGUCGAAGUAUCAACGACCAAAAGAACUGAAGCUACAAUUAAACAGCGUACCAAACCUCAAACCAAAGCACCAACUGCAGCGCCUACAGGACUUACCGAACCAUCGACUGAAUCACCUACUACACCCACCACUGAAGCAUCUACUACACCCACCACUGAAGCAUUUACUAUACCCACCACUGAAGUACCUGCUACACCCACCACUGAAGCAUCUACUACACCCACCACUGAAUCAUCUACUACAUCCACCACUGAAGCACCUACCACACCCACCACUGAAGCAUCUACUACACCCACCACUGGAGCACCUCCUAUAUCUGCCACUGAAGCACCUACUACACCCAACACUGCAGCACCUACUACACCCACCACUGAAGCACCUACUACACGCACCACUGAAGCAGGGUGA
Messenger RNA from Parnassius apollo (apollo), 630 nucleotides. Lineage: Eukaryota; Metazoa; Arthropoda; Insecta; Lepidoptera; Papilionidae. The record is from the annotation of a GenBank genome assembly.